AAAAAAAAAAAAAAAAAAAAAAGAAUCCACAUCGGGCCGCCAUGUAACCCACCACCACAACCCAAUGAACCCACCGAGGGGAAACAAAAAGACCAAAAUUUCCGAAGCAGAACGCCUCAUCUCCACCAAGGAAGCAUUCUAGAACGGACGGCCCCUCUUAUUUCCACAGGACCCUUGACAUACGCGAUAAGGCGACAUAAAUGGGGCCGUUUGGCUUUUUGCGGCUGUGUUUAGUUUCAGUGCGGUGAGGUGAGAUUGAGGGGUUACAUUUCAGUCCCUUAUCAUAGUGGGGGUUGUAAUGGCAUGGUCACUGUUUGUCUUGCGUUGAUUACCUAGGAACGUGAAGGAUUUUUUCUAGGGUAAUUUUAUACUGGCUUGGUAGGUAUGGUACGGUGUUUUAGCUUUUUGGUUGGUUUGGGGGUGGUACCUACUGUUUAUUAUGUAGUUUGUUAGUGUGACGGCUGUGUUUGGGUUGGCUUUGUGUUGGUGUAUCAGUUUCAUUUCGUUUUUCUUUUGGUUGGUAUAUAAUAAUAAGAUUCAGAGUUGGGUUCUGUUUGUUCGCUACAGAUUAGCGGUUUGCUCAGGAACAAGUCGGACAUUGUUGGUAUGACUUGUGGCAGUGAGGGGUGGGACAAGGGCUUUGGUCUCUUGUCUCUUGUCUCUUGUCCUCUGGGUUCAUGUUUCACCAGCUAACGGUCUUUCUCCUGCUCAAGUGCUUAUGUUGGGUUUCGUAUAGAUUGAUUGUUGCUGUUUUGGAUGUGUUGGUUGUGGUGAUUGAGUACUGUUCCAAUGUUACAUGGUUGGACAUUUUUUUAUUGUUACAGCUGGGGUAUAGAAGGUGCUGGAGACUUUAUAUUUAUCGACAUCGGAGGACAACUAAGGUACUGACAUGAUUGAUUCUUAAAUGGGUAGUGGGGUAGAAGAUGCUGCGGAUAUAUAUUUUGCGGUGUACAUGACAAUUAAAAAAAACAAAACAGGCCCUGGGAUCUGUGUAGAUAGA
Messenger RNA from Aspergillus pseudonomiae, 1000 nucleotides. RefSeq lists its product as uncharacterized. The record is from RefSeq and is a predicted model, not a curated record. The transcript has a single exon. Bases 678 to 893 code for a protein of 71 amino acids. Lineage: Eukaryota; Fungi; Ascomycota; Eurotiomycetes; Eurotiales; Aspergillaceae.